Molecule: messenger RNA, 2543 nt
Organism: Phodopus roborovskii (desert hamster)
Lineage: Eukaryota; Metazoa; Chordata; Mammalia; Rodentia; Cricetidae
Gene: Ddx21
Product: DExD-box helicase 21
Exons: 15
Coding region: 20-2332 (770 amino acids)
Molecular function (GO): RNA helicase activity; RNA binding; ATP binding
Source: RefSeq, a predicted model, not a curated record
GUGCUGCUGGUGCUGAAUAAUGCCGGGAAAACUCCGUAGUGAGUCUAGGUUGGGAUCAGUCGUGGCCGAGGAAGGCAUGGAGACGUUGCCAAGCGAGAAGAAAACUAGAAAAGAGAGGACAAAAUCUAAGACUGAAGAAGCAGCAAAAGGAAUGGAAGAAACUGUUUCCUCCAAAGCUAAAUCGGUUAAAAAGAAAGGGCAUUUUGAAGAUGAUGUGGGUCCCCCCAAGUCUAAGAAGACCAAAAAGCAAGAGGAGGCACCUCAAGAAGACAUUGCUUCUAAAAGCAAAACCUCCAAGAAGAAAAAGGAGCCCCUUGAGAAGAAAGUGGCCCCUGCUAAAACCAAAGAAAUAAAAAUUGAGGAGCUUUCUGAGGAAGAUGCAGAUGUUCCUAAGUCCAAGAAGACGAAGAAAGAGAAGGAAGCAAAUGGAGAUGUUGGAGAGAAAAGCCCCAAGCUCAAGAAUGGAUUCUCUCAUUCUGAGUCGAAUUCCACUGCCAAAGAAGCUACUGGUGAAGAAAGUAGUAGUGAGGCAGAGAAGGAAAUACCGGUGGAACAGAAAGAAGGAGCUUUCUCUAACUUUCCCAUAUCUGAAGAGACUGUCAAGCUUCUCAGAGCUCGUGGAGUAAACUUCCUGUUUCCUAUACAAGCCAAGACAUUCCACCAUGUGUACAGUGGGAAAGACUUAAUUGCCCAGGCACGGACAGGAACUGGGAAAACAUUCUCCUUUGCCAUCCCUCUGAUUGAGAAGCUUCAGGCUGGGCUACAAGACAGGAAGAGAGGCCGUGCCCCCCAGGUACUAGUUCUUGCACCUACAAGAGAAUUAGCAAAUCAAGUGAGCAAAGACUUUAGUGACAUCACAAAAAAGCUGUCAGUGGCUUGUUUUUAUGGUGGAACACCCUAUGGUGGUCAAAUUGAGCGCAUACGGAGUGGGAUUGAUAUCCUGGUUGGGACCCCAGGUCGUAUUAAAGACCACCUGCAGAAUGGCAAGCUAGAUCUCACCAAACUUAAACAUGUUGUCCUGGAUGAAGUUGACCAGAUGUUGGAUAUGGGUUUUGCUGAUCAAGUGGAAGAAAUUUUAUGUGUGGCAUACAAGAAAGAUUCUGAAGACAACCCCCAAACAUUGCUUUUCUCUGCAACUUGCCCUCAUUGGGUGUUUAAUGUUGCUAAGAAAUACAUGAAAUCUACAUACGAACAGGUGGACCUGAUUGGUAAAAAGACUCAGAAAGCAGCCAUAACUGUGGAGCACUUGGCGAUUAAGUGUCACUGGAGUGAGAGGGCAGCGGUGAUUGGGGAUGUAAUCAGAGUGUACAGUGGCCAUCAAGGGCGCACUAUCAUCUUUUGUGAAACCAAGAGAGAAGCCCAGGAACUGUCACAGAAUACAUGCAUAAAACAGGAUGCCCAGUCGUUACAUGGCGACAUUCCGCAGAAGCAAAGGGAAAUCACCCUGAAAGGUUUCCGAAAUGGCAGUUUCGGAGUUUUGGUUGCAACCAAUGUUGCUGCGCGUGGGUUAGAUAUCCCUGAGGUUGACUUGGUUGUUCAAAGCUGUCCACCAAAGGAUGUGGAGUCCUACAUUCACCGUUCGGGGCGGACCGGCAGAGCUGGAAGGACAGGGGUUUGCAUCUGCUUUUAUCAGCACAAGGAAGAAUACCAGUUAGCGCAAGUGGAGCAGAAAGCGGGAAUUAAAUUUAAACGGAUAGGUGUUCCAUCUGCAACAGAAAUUAUAAAAGCCUCCAGCAAAGACGCCAUCAGGCUUUUGGAUACUGUGCCUCCUACUGCCAUUGGUCAUUUCAAGCAAUCUGCUGAGAAGCUAAUUGAGGAGAAGGGAGCUGUAGAGGCACUGGCAGCCGCACUCGCCCACAUUUCGGGGGCCACAUCAGUCGACCAGCGCUCCUUGAUCAACUCACAAGCGGGCUUUGUGACCAUGAUUCUGCGGUGCUCGAUUGAAAUGCACAACAUUAGUUAUGCUUGGAAAGAACUUAAGGAGCAGCUGGGCGAAGGCAUUGAUGCGAAAGUGAGGGGAAUGGUCUUCCUCAAAGGAAAAUUGGGAGUGUGUUUUGAUGUCCGAACUGAAGCAGUCACAGAAAUACAGGAAAAGUGGCAUGAUUCAAGACGCUGGCAGCUCUCUGUAGCCACGGAGCAGCCGGAGCUGGAAGGACCCCUAGAAGGCUAUCGAGGCGGCAGGGGUCAGCGGGAUGGCAGCCGCGGUGCCUUCAGAGGACAGCGGGGUGGAAGCAGGAACUUCAGGGGACAGGGGCAGCGAGGAGGAAACAGAAACUUCAGAGGUGGCAACAAAGGCCAGAAGCGGAGUUUUAGUAAAGCAUUUGGUCAGUGAGUAGAGACUAGAAGGAAUGGAGACACUGGAACCCAAUGCCCUUCCCUCUGUCAGACCCCCAGUGCUUCCCUCCAUUUUGAUUAUCUGUCCAGUCCUCAUUCCUUACAGGAAGACAGGCUUUGGAUCUAACCAUCAUCAGCUUUUCAUUUUGAAAAGGGGUAGGAAUUCAUUGCAGCAUUUUCCAACGUAGUAAAGUAAAGCUAACCACAGA